Molecule: messenger RNA, 2295 nt
Organism: Drosophila subpulchrella
Lineage: Eukaryota; Metazoa; Arthropoda; Insecta; Diptera; Drosophilidae
Gene: croc
Product: fork head domain-containing protein crocodile
Exons: 1
Coding region: 242-1792 (516 amino acids)
Biological process (GO): cell differentiation; anatomical structure morphogenesis; regulation of transcription by RNA polymerase II
Molecular function (GO): RNA polymerase II cis-regulatory region sequence-specific DNA binding; DNA-binding transcription factor activity, RNA polymerase II-specific
Source: RefSeq, a predicted model, not a curated record
UGUUCUGCGCUCGCCCUGCGCUCCCAUUUCCCCUAUUAACCAGAUAUAUAUCUAUAUAUAUAUAUCUCCAUAUAUAUCCGUACUUAUGUGCCCGACUUGUUUAAGCAAAUAUUAUCGCUAGAAAUAAUAAGAAGCAGCAAGUGGUGAAGUGAUUGCAAACGAGAAAAAAAAAAGAAAUAGAAUUAAAGAAAGAAAAAAUAGCGUAGCACAAAAAUCCGCCGGAUUCGGAAACGGAACCGCCAUGCACACGUUAUUCAGCGACCAGAACUCCUUUACGCGGCACUAUGCCCAGACCGCCGCCGGUUACGGAUCGGCAUCGGCGGUGGCGGCGGCCAGUAGCGCCUCGGCGGCAGCGGCGGCCCAUUACGCAUACGACCAGUACUCCCGCUAUCCGUACUCGGCCAGUGCCUAUGGCCUGGGUGCCCCGCAUCAGAACAAGGAGAUCGUGAAGCCCCCCUACUCCUACAUAGCCCUCAUUGCCAUGGCCAUUCAGAAUGCGGCCGACAAGAAGGUGACCCUGAACGGGAUCUAUCAGUAUAUCAUGGAGAGGUUUCCCUACUAUCGUGACAACAAGCAGGGAUGGCAAAACUCCAUCAGGCACAAUCUCAGCCUCAAUGAGUGCUUUGUGAAGGUGGCGCGGGAUGAUAAGAAACCGGGAAAGGGCUCGUACUGGACCUUGGAUCCCGAUUCCUACAACAUGUUCGACAAUGGUUCCUUUUUGCGGAGGCGACGUCGCUUCAAGAAGAAGGAUGUGAUGCGGGAGAAGGAGGAGGCCAUCAAGCGGCAGGCCAUGAUGAACGAGAAGCUGGCCGAGAUGAAGCCACUGAAGCUGAUGACCAACGGCAUUCUGGAGGCCAAGCACAUGGCCGCCCAUGCGGCCCACUUCAAGAAGGAGCCACUGAUGGAUCUGGGCUGUCUGAGCGGCAAGGAUGUGUCCCAUGCCGCCAUGCUGAACUCCUGCCACGACAGCCUGGCCCAGAUGAAUCACCUGGCCGGCGGUGGGGUGGAGCAUCCCGGCUUCACCGUGGACUCGCUGAUGAAUGUGUACAACCCGCGGAUCCAUCAUAGCGCCUAUCCGUACCAUCUGAACGAGGACAAUCUGGCCUCGGUGGCCAGCAGUCAGAUGCAUCAUGUCCACCAUGCGGCGGCGGCCCAUCAUGCCCAGCAAUUGCAACGCCAUGUGGCGCAUGUGGCCCAUCCCCUGACCCCCGGCGGCCAGGGGGCUGGGAUUCAGUCCUCGGGUCAUUCGCCCACCACGAUCUCAACGCCCCAUGGACCUGCGCACGGGGGUUGGUACACCCCGGAAACACCGCCAUCGGAACCCAUUCCCCACAAUGGUCAGCAGGGAACACCCACCCAUCCGGGCCAUAAUAAUAACAACAAUAGCAGCAGCGUACUCAAUCACAAUGGAGUGGGAAAUGGAGGAGGAGCAGGAGGUGGAGGAGGAGGAGGCGGCGGCGGCGGCGGAGGAGGAUCCUCCAGUGUCCUCACCAGCAGUCCCACCUCGGCACUGGGUUUCCGCGACAUGAUCUUCGAGCAGAAUCAAUCCUGCCAACUGGACACGGGCAGUCCCACCGGCAGCCUCCAGUCCGCCAGUCCGCCCGCCUCCGCAUCCGUUGCAGCGGCCUCGGCGGCAGCGGCGGCGGCGGUGAUCAGUAGCCACCAUCAUCAUCAUCACCAUCAUGCCGCACUCAGCGGGAACCUGGGCCAGCUGGGACAGCUGGGCAACCUGAGCCACUACCGGCCACAUGUGGGUCACUACCAGGAGUACGGCAUCAAGUACGGGGUCUAAAAACAUCGGAUUUGGAUCCCCACACACACACACGCAGCUGGGCUCUCUUGUAUAUGCCUGUAAAUAUACCAUAUAUAUACCCAAGAACGAGCCACAGCUCUAGGAUCCUGUUAGAUCCAGAUUCUUGUAUCUCAGAUCUUAUAUUGUUUUCCAUCUUGUUUUUGAUUGUACUGUACUGUAUACUGUAUACGAAAAAUGGGGGGGUUCUAGUUGUUAAGCAACCGCAUUAUUGUAUUAACUGUAAUUUGUAACUGUAGCCCGUAAUUGUUAUCGAGUUUAGGCUUAGUCCCAAUUGUCUGCUAUGCAAUUUGUGAUGAGAUGAGGUUUUGCUACACACACACACACACAUUAUAAACUUAACUUAGCGCAUUUUGUCAAUAACUAAAACUACCGCAUCGGAUCUAUCGCCUAGUACAGUAGCCUAGCCAACGUAAGCAAUAAUAAAUUAUACAACUAAAUCGUAGCUAUAAUAUAAUUAUCAAAACUAGCGUACAACCAAUAUG